Fusarium oxysporum Fo47 is the source of this 1021-nucleotide messenger RNA. RefSeq lists its product as uncharacterized. The coding region runs from base 215 to 976 and encodes 253 amino acids. The transcript has a single exon. Lineage: Eukaryota; Fungi; Ascomycota; Sordariomycetes; Hypocreales; Nectriaceae. The record is from RefSeq and is a predicted model, not a curated record.
GUACGGCAUGAUUGUUGGGGUUGUUGGAUUUGGCUGCGCUUGUGCUUGAUCUUCCCGUCGUCAUCGCUCCUGUCCCUUGCCUUUCACCUGCAUAUUGUGUGCGCCUCUUCCCCUUCUCUCCCUUUUCUCUCCCACAAACACACAACUCCCCAAGGACCAUGCGCGAUAGCUUCACCCUCCGCCUCGACUUGCCAUCUAGACGCUCUGCUCAACCAUGGCCGAGUUCAAUCUGCUCCAGUGGACUAUCAUCCUCAUUCUGAUCGCUGUCAUUCUGUCCCUCAUCGUCCUCGUCCAGAUCAUCUCCUCUUACACGGCCGCGUACCAAGCGGCGCCGCUCGAAAUUGCAACAUUUCUUGACACUGCCGACUUUUCCGUCCAAGAGAACGAGAGCUAUGAUCGUGACGUCGCAAAGGUGCAGCGCCUUGAUGAUAAGAUCCGCUUGACACGGCUCCUAAGGGAGAUCCAGAAGACGGGUGAUGAUUUGCGCGAGGACAUCAAUGGUGUGGUGAUCGAGGAGGACACCACCAAGCUAAAGACUUCCGCCAGGCUGUUGUGGGCGUCGAAGCGAUCGAGGUUAGAGGAUCGGGUUCGUAGGCUCGACAUGCUACGCAUGCGCUUCCUUGUCGUUUAUAUGGGCGUCGUCGCAUCACAAACAAGCACCACUACUCAUGAGAAACCCUCUGCGCCGCCGCCUCCGCCGCCUCUACCUGCGGCAAGGGAUCUGGAAAAAUCACCGGUUUUCAAAACUCCAACCCGUCCUGCUCUUCCUAGAGGCUUAAUGGAGGGUAUCAUCAACCGUCCUCCCUUGCGCAGUUUGACCACCCAGGCUCUCGUUAACCACCCGGAGCCCAUACCAAAACCUAGCCGUAAGGGCUGGGCGGGAGUUGUCCAGGAACUACAAACAUCGCCUAAAAUGCAUCAGCGCCACGCUUCAAUUGAGCGUGCAAUGUCAAGGUCAUAUUCCAAGUCGCCGUGAUCUUGAAGCAUCGGUUUGGUCUUAGACUUCAUGGUUUUCUUUUCG